Messenger RNA from Papilio xuthus (Asian swallowtail), 831 nucleotides. RefSeq lists its product as uncharacterized. NCBI's taxonomy places the organism in Eukaryota, Metazoa, Arthropoda, Insecta, Lepidoptera, Papilionidae. The transcript is spliced from 4 exons. The record is from RefSeq and is a predicted model, not a curated record. Bases 328 to 831 code for a protein of 167 amino acids.
GACGUUUUGAAUUUUUUAAAUGUUGUGUGAUAAUUAUGAUGAAUAUCUAAGUGAAUAUUCUAUCUUUAAUAUUCUCACAAAAAUCACCAUCGUACGAAAGUUACGACCUAAACGCACCAUGUUGUGUUAGAGUCGACUGAAAGUUUGCCUGGUAAACUAAUUUAAGCGUUUGCGGGCGUUAAUGGACUGCAGGAUAGUGUAGAACUUUGUGCAAACAACGGACAAAUCGGACCCAUUGACUCGUAAAUUGUGACGAAGCAUUGUUCAGAUAAAAGUUAGUUUAUUGUGCAGUUUUUUGUUGGCAUUUCGACGGAUAGAAGAGUCGUGAUGUCGACUUGUGUUGUGGAGGAAGGACGUGACGAGGGAGGCGGUGAAAUUGUGGUUUGUGAGGAGGAGUUAACAGUAGAAGUGUUGCCCGAACGUCCCCGACGGGACGUACUUGUGAGCGCGCGCGGCCGGCGAGCAUGCUCGGAACAAGGACCUCACCCAUCAUCACAUCUCUAUACGCAACAUGGAACAUCGCACCUAUGGGGAGCUAACAGCGGACGACGCGGAUGGAGUCGCAAGCGGACGUCGGCGCCACAGAUGGGCAACACACAGGGCUCGAUGCCGCGCGUCGCGCUUGUCCUCAGGUCGCGCCGCAGCUGGCCCGUCGCACCUCAAUCUUAUCGCAGGUGGUGCGUGUUAAUUAGUGUUAAGGAGACGGCGAGCGCUUUGGAUUGUAGCGCGGUGACGGCUCCAAAGUGGUCGGAGGCGGGGUCUUCCGUUGCUGCGUGCCCUGGUGCGGGGCGCGCGCGGCGGCGCCCGUCGACGACGCCGACUAUGCCUUGA